UUGCGUCUACCGUCGCAUUGAAAUCAUAUUGGAGUUUUAUUGACUUUAUAUAACGGCGUUUUGUUAAACGGUAUUUUUUAAUUCGAUCGUCGUGGGUAAAAGUGUAUAUCAUGCACUGUUGAAAUUGUAUUUAAAAUACAUUAUAGAUUGUCGGCCAAUUCAUUUCGAAUACGGAUUUCGUUGCGGCAGUGGCGAUGACAAGUGUUGUGGUGUUUAGUGAUUUGUAGACAAGGCUUAUAUAUUACUGUGAACGUAAUUCCAAAACGUGUAAAUGUUGCUAUAGUUACUGACGAGAUCAAGGCAGCGUUUAGUGUCUCACUGCCAGUGAACGCCUCACCCCCUUAUUUCCGGUGAGGGGGAAAUCCGUCCGGCCGUCCGUUGUUCGCAUUUUAAACGUGCGAACAACAUUCGCAUCGCAAACGUGUGAACAUCAAACCACAAACUGCACAACAAACUUCGCAACAAUGGAUUACAAACCCAGGCCGCUCUGUUGUCGUCUCCAUGUAUUGUUUGCGGGGAUUAUACUGGUGCUAAGUUUUUCGCACAUUAACGCAACUACUACGUCCGUGGUGCUCUACAACUCCAUUAACGUGGCUGUGGGUCAACAGGCAACGUACAACUGCAGCAUAUCCGGUACCGGCCCCGACCCCUCUGUUGCCUGGAAAAUGACCGACACCAGCGGUAACCCUAUCUCCGUCUCAUUCACCGUUCGGAACACCGGAACUGACAUUACCAGCGACGGGUCGCUCCUUAGCUCCAACACUUUUCUAGUACAAUCGUCGCACAUCAACCAGCGACUGUGGUGCUCCGUCACCGACGUCGGGUCGGCGUCCACCAGCUACCAGAUCUUUACGCACAUUACGGAGACUAGCGCAACUACGGCUAAUCUUGGAGAGACCUGCAGUCCAAACGUUCAGUGUACGCCGACCAACUCUGAGUGCCGGAACAGCGUCUGCGUGUGCAGGACCGGGUACCGAGUCAACGGAAACACGUGCAAUCUCAUCGGUAUCGGUGACAGCUGUGCGGGUUCCACGUGCCUUCCCGCAAACUCGUUUUGCAACCAACAGUCAGUGUGCGCCUGCAACACCGGCUUCUACGAAUCCUCCGGGAGCUGUCUGCAGAAGAAAAACCUCGGCGACACAUGUACCGCUGGAAACAACGCCAUGUGCGGCCCGGAUUUCUCCGCGUGUAGCUCCCUGCCGCCCUACACGUGCGUCUGUCAGUCCGGAUACACUCGCUCCGGAAGUUCCUGUGUGCUGAGCUCAGUCGGCCUCGGUGAGGUUUGUGUUAACCCAACACGUACGUGUUACACGUCGAAUGCGCACUGCGAAGGCACGGUUUGUGUGUGCGAUGCCGGGUACUCAGUAUCCGGUCUGGCUGGCAACGCAUGCGCACUGUCACCCGCCUCCGUUGGUCAGUCGUGCGUGAAUCCCACACGCACGUGCAGCACGAGCAACACCGAAUGUGACACUGGUUUCACGGGCACGUGCCGUUGCUCGAGCGGCUUCGUGCAGAGUGGCACGAGUUGCGUCAUCGGCACUGCCGGGCUCGGCGACUCGUGCCGGAACCCCACCCGCACGUGCACAACUACAAGCGCGGUGUGCGACACCUCGGCGGGGAACACAUGUCAGUGCGCGGGAGGAUACGUCCAGUCCGGCCUCCUCUGUGUGGUCGGCACGGCAAAUAUCGGGGAACAGUGUAGAACACCAGCAAAAACCUGCGUAACCACGUACUCGUUCUGUGGGCCGGACGGGUUCUGUGUUUGUGACUACGGUUACGUUCUGUCCGGAACGGCCUGCAUCUUGAAUUUCGCCGGUCUCGGUGACUCGUGCGCGAACCCACCGCGCACAUGUUCUGUCACAAACUCUGUGUGUGACGUCACUGCCAGUAGCACGUGCCAGUGUUCCAGCGGAUUCGUCCGGUCGGGAGCAUUCUGUGUGGUCGGUUACGCUAACAUCGGAGAGCCUUGCACCAACCCUAGCCGGAGCUGCGUCACGAGUAACACGGUCUGCGCCGGCACGUGCGUGUGCGCUUCCGGUUUCAUUCAGUCUGGCAAUGCCUGCUUCCUUAGCACGGUGACAAUUGGCCAGUCGUGCACGAACCCCAGUCGCACGUGCACCACGAGCAACACGGUGUGCGGAGGAUCGGGCACCUGUGUGUGCGCUAACGGCUUUGUUCAGUCCGGAUCUACUUGUAUUACAUCCAAUGCCGCCCUUGGUGACCAGUGUGCCAACCCCUCAAGGUCAUGUGUCACCGCUAACGCCAUAUGCGGAGCCCAGGGCUUCUGCGUCUGUGGCACGGGCUUUGUUCAGUCGGGAUCCUCUUGUAUAUCUAGCUCAGCUAAUAUCGGCGAGAGCUGCGUAAAUCCCCCUCGUUCUUGCGUCACAGGCAACACCGUGUGUGACACCCAACAGGGGGCGUGUACUUGUGCGUCUGGUUUUGUCCAAUCAGGAUCGACUUGCGUUUCUAGUUCUGUGGGUCUAGGAGGCCAGUGCGUGAACCCAGCUCGCACGUGCACCAUCGCCAACAGUGUGUGUGGCCCACAGGGCACCUGCGAGUGUGCUUCCGGUUUCACCUCUUCGGGUUCUUCAUGCGUCAUUAGCACGGCUGGCCUCGGGGACAAUUGCACGACCCCUGCCCGUGCAUGCGGUACAACUAACUCUGAAUGUAACUCCACUAGUGGCCAAUGUGAAUGCAAUCCCGGUUUUAUCUCCAACGGCACGAAUUGCUUCUCUACUGGUGCAACGCUGGGACAGGCGUGUAUCAAUCCAACGCGCACGUGCAGCGUUCAGUACUCCGUCUGUCGUGAGGGCACGUGCCAGUGUGACGUAGGAUAUAUACUGAACGGAAACGUUUGUCAGAUGCCGACCAUUGGCCAAGCAUGCGCAGUGAAUGUGGGCUGUCAGGUUACGGCGACAGGCGGGACCACCACCAACCCACAAUGCAUCACAGGGCGGUGCGCAUGCCCUACCGGAUACUAUACGUACAAUAACGUCUGCUUUGAAAAAAGCACCACGGGCGCCACGUGCGACGCGAGGGUCGCCAACUCGUGCCUGGACGACCAAGCCUCGUGCACUGGGACACCCGCCACGUGCACUUGUAACUUCGGAUACACGUUCGUGUCCGGCUACUGCAUCAUCGUCAACGCCUCUGAUUGUCCAGUUAACACCCAGAUACCGUCGACCCAGCCCGGGGCAAUUAACGCACCGGACGUGUACGUGGGGGCCACGUGUUACCAGGUCGACUUGGGCGCGUCAAACACGAUGCGUUGCAUGGAUACGAAGUACCAGGCGGCUCUGCAGAGCGCAAACUGGUUCAAGAUGCCCGGAUAUACAGCGGUCGUAAAAUCUACUGGCGGGUUUAUAAACGGUGACAUUUCGAACACGAACAUGACCGUCUCGAACGCCCAGAAUGUCUACGGCGGUAACUACAUCUGCACCCUGUGUUACGGUAGCGGCUUCACGCGGUGUACCAACAGCUCCCAGGUGCAACUCCUGGUUAAAGGCGCAGCUAUUCAGUCAACAAGCCUCACCGCAAACCCGUCCGUAAACGUCGUUCGCGGGGGAUCCUUCACCUUCACCUGCGGAACCAGCCCGGCGGGCGUCGCCACCUCUUUCACGUUUUACAAGGGUAGCGAUGUCGUUCAGAGCGGGCCGUCUAGUACGUACUUUAUCUCCAGCGUUCAGGCGGUGCACGACGGAAGUUACACGUGCCUCGCCACCAAUACCAACUCUCAGCGGACGAGCGACAUCUACGUUAUAGCCGCACAAUAUAAGCCCGAGUACUUUCUGAGUGGCGGAGGGGACACCCAGACAGUAUUUCACGACUUUGCAAACGGAGACGUUCAGAUAACUUGCGCGUCCAUGUCCGCCAACCCGCCGGUGUCGUUGUACAGCUUCUUCAACUCUUCCGGCAGCCUUCUGUUUUCCGGCCUGACGCCGACGUACACGGUGACGGGGGAACAGGGCUACCAGCGCUACUCUUGCACCGCCGCAAACGCUCUAGGGGUCUCCAGCGCACAGUUCAUCGAGGUCACGGAACCGGAGACAAAUCCGGGCACAGGUGCUGCUACGCAAGACGACGGAAUAGGCACGGGCACCAUCGUCGCGAUUGUGCUUGGAAUCAUUUUCCUUCUUCUACUCAUCAUCAUUAUCAUUGUCUGCUGCUGUAGCUACGGAUGGUGCCGGAAGAAGGAAAAAGUCCAGCCGGAAGUCAUCGUAGAACCACCUCGUGUCAAGCCGUAUAUUCCACGGACUAUUGCGUCCGCCACGCCGUCUGUCAGAACAGCGAAAGAUGUGGGAGUUAUGGUACAUGGCGUCCCCGUCACCGAGGAAUUUGAGCCGGUCUAUUCUGCCACCCCGAGAUAUCACCUUAAGCCAGCAGUAAAUGGAGGACCCAUAAUCUCCCUGAUGGACGACAGCUUCGAGAAGCCACAACCAAGACCUCUCCAACUUCCGCCGCUAGAUACCCAGUACCUAUACACUGACGGCGAUCAGAAGAGGCGCCACAGGAAGAAGCGCCGAAAGCACUCACGGCGCCGUCACCAUGAGGAUCGCGGGCCCUCCGAAGAAGACCUCGUUGUAGUUGUCGACCGCCAUCAGUACGAAAACGGAUACGAAUAGUGCUUCAGUGAUCCUGAAUGAUUAAACGUAUCAAAAUUGUUUCAGAAUGUUUGAGGUCGUGUUUUCUUUUCUAAUCAUUACACAAAUCAAAGUUGAUGUGGUAGAUCUAGAAGCAUAACGUAGGAUUUCUAAUAAUAAACUUUCCUCAACGAUUAUUUGUUAUAUUGAAUUCAGUGCUAUGUUCUUAAGAACUGUAUAUGUAUGUUCAGUUUUAAAAGGAGAAGGGAUCCAUCUGAUCUUACCAAAUUCGUGAGGUUACGUUCAAUGCUGUAACAAUUAAAGAAAGCUCAUUCAUUCAAUAUUUAAAGUUAAUUCAGGAUAAUGUUUGUUUUAAUUUCUUCAACGCUACUGAAAUGGCGCUGUUUGUCUGUGAUAUUGACGCUGUUAACGAAGGGUGGCAAUCGCUCUCCAAUACAUUUUGUAUGCUUUUGAUACAUUUGUUAAUAAAUAUGAUGGGAUUUAUUAUACAAUGUUUAGUUCAGGUCGUUAUUAUUUAAUAAAAUAUUGGUUUGUCCCACUUUGCGAUUUGAAUGGAUUUGUUAAUAAUGUAUUAUGUUAAAACUUAUGUCUCUGUAUGUGAUGUAAAUUAAUGUUCAGUUUAUAGUUAAAAAAAUAUUGAACAUUUUAAUAAAGACGAAUCUUAAAAAUAAACUUUCCAGGCAGAGUCACAAUGUUUAUUAUGCAAUCACUUCUUAAGUUAAGUUGGACUAAAUUUACUGAUGCAAACAUAGAAAUGAUAUUAUGUAUACAUCCGCAUUCAGUAUAUUCAAUGUAUAUAAGAAAAUCUUAGAGAAAAGAAAGGGGCAUAUCGGUGGUAUUUCACAUACAAAUAUACAUACUGUGAUGCAAUCCAUAUAACCAUUCAACAAAUAGGUCUAUGCAGUGCCAAUAUUGAAUUGAACGAAUCGCUUAAAAUAAAACAAAUACAACGUGGCCACUAUUUUCUAAUAUAAUUUGAAAUCGCGUUUACCGUAAUUCAUAGUACACAUAGAGUUCAUGUACUUCAUGCAAAUUCCAUAAAUAAUUUAACAUCUACUACUGAUUUUUUCCGCGCCGGAAGUUUAAACAAUGGCUUUUUUAAUAAACGUUUAUAAAAAUACGAGACCUAUGUGUUUUGAAGAAAUUAUUUAUUAAGUAGUAUUACUUUUUUUCUCGAAAAUAUUUGUAUUCCGUCGAUAUGUCUCUAAGUCAGACAAAAACAACAACAACAACAAGGGGACUUACGCAUCGGUGGACACAACGUUUCUGUUAACAGGUCCCUUUAAAAUGCGCUUUUGUCGGCGGGAUUUAUCCCUGAUAUCAAUGUCCGAAUCAGAGACUUGGUGCUAUUGUCAAUGUACCACCAGGGCAGUACUAAAGUCGUUAUAUUGACUCUCAUCUGUUGAUAAAGAAGUCCUAUCGAACGUUAUAUCGACACAUGACAUUAUGUUGAUAUUUAUGUUGUACACAUUAAUGUUUCACUAAUGGUCUUGUUGAGUGUGUUUAUGUUAUAAUACUUAUUUUUUUGUAAACGUGAUAUGUUUAGUAAUAAUGUUAUUUGUUUAAUUUAUAUAUGUGAUAUGUUUAGUGAUACUGAUAUUUGUUCUGUUUUGUAAAUGUUACAUGUUUAGCUUUCGACCUACCGUUAGAUCUAUAUUUUGUGUUUAAUUUAUUAUCGUUUAGAGAUUAGUUUAAAUUUUCAGAGGAUUUUCUGCCCUAACAAUAUCCUUAGCUGCACUCACUAAAUACUCAUUAAAGCCAUUCCUACGUGUAUUAAUUUGCAGUAACUUACCAGUUUAAUUAUAACCAUUAUAAUGAUGUGUAUAAGUAUUAAUUAAAUUUGAUGACAGGCUUUGCCAAGUGUCAUUUUGUUAUUUAUGCAUUUUAAUGGAAGAUUCUUUUUGUAGAAGAUAUCUCUAUAAUUACACUACAAUUAAUUUUACAGUAAUUUGAAGUUCAAGAUGAUUGCCUCUUUGAAACCCUUCUUAGACUCUUAUUUUAAUCGGUAGCAUAUCAUUUAUGUCAUUUGUCAUAGCACAGAUUUAAUUUGCAAAUAUCAAUUUGUCUCUCCCGGUUUUCAUUUGGUUACGAAAUAAGAAAAUCACCCCUAGGGCUGACGUCUCUCAAGUCGUUGUAUUUCAAAUAUUGUUUGUAUUAACCCAUUUAUGCCUAGUGAACUCUCCCAUCCUUCUAAAUUGGAUCAAUUUAUUUCCAAAAUUAGGGAUGUCUAGUAUAUUUAUUUCUAUAUUUAGAAUAUUUCUUACAGAAAUUCCUUUAAGCAAACAGCGCAGACCCUGAUGCGGCGUCUCAUCUGGUUCUACGCUGUUUGCCAAUGCCUUUUUUUUAUACGCUAGGCAUAAAUGGGUUAAAGUUGUCAGUAAUAUUGCACGAACAAUAAUGUGUUGAUAAAAAUUUGUUUAUAUAAGACAAUUUAUAUAUAUUAGUGUAUUGUUGCUUUUAAAAAAUAUAUAUUUGUUGAUACUUUUUAUAACGUACCAGAUACUAGAACUUGAAGGGUACGAAAUUCAUUUUUAAAAGUUUUGUAAAGGGUGUAAUAUGAAAGUUCUAUAUGUAUAAAAUGCAAAUAUAAAUUUAAAAACAUCAAUGCGCUGUUUAUUUUAAAGUAACUGUAAAUUCUAGAAUAAUUACUGUGAGCAUUUGUUGCUAAUUGUUAUCUGUGUUUAAAAUAAACUCUACUGAAUUGCGCAGCGGGAGCUUGCUUAAGUAAACUUUCGCUUGUUACGUAUUUAACAAUUUUUCUUGAGGACCUUUAUGAAUACCAUCCCUUAAUUAUUGUAGAUUUCAUGCGACGCAUUAGUUUUUGAGAAAAAAUAAAUUUAUUCAUUGAUAAAAA
Messenger RNA from Dreissena polymorpha, 7455 nucleotides. RefSeq names its product multiple epidermal growth factor-like domains protein 10. The record is from RefSeq and is a predicted model, not a curated record. Bases 465 to 4622 code for a protein of 1385 amino acids. Lineage: Eukaryota; Metazoa; Mollusca; Bivalvia; Myida; Dreissenidae. The transcript has 29 exons.